AUGGAAAUGGCUUUAUUGCGCCAGGAUGACGUUGCACAGGACAUGGCUUCGGCCACUCACGAUCUGUCUGAUGUAAGAAGGAAGUGUCUAAGCCCUCAAAACACACGAAUCCGGAUACGGCGAAACAGAAUACUUCAUUUUUGCGUCAACAUAGAUUCGGAGUGGUGUAUCCGGUUUCACGCAUUCACACGAAUACGCUACUGCAGUUUGUAAUUGCAACUGCACUCGGGCCAGCGUUAUGAUCUCACUGGCCGUAUAUCCUUCCCACUUCCAGUGCUUUAGGGUAACAUUUCAUACACUUCUCAAGUAGGAAUGUCAAAGAGAAAUAACUAGGUAAAGGCCGAUUCAUUUGCCUGGAGCGAAAGUAAACAGAGGGUUGUUGGCCUCUACUUUAAAUUUUUCAAGUUCCCAUUUAAGCCUGGACCCGAGUAUUUAAAAAUAUCCGGUUUCGGUCGUCUUUGCGAACUGGCCAAACCCGACGAAUUAAUUAAAAAUUCCACUCUGAAGACGGGUUUCAAUGCGGUCUCGGGGAGCGGAUUUACCGUUUUGGUGUAGAUGGAAGGCCGAUUCGUAUUAAAAAGCGUGCGGUUUCAAAAAUAUCCGGAUUCGUGUGGACGGGGCCUGAACCUUAUACGCUUCCUUUUCUCACGUAACGAAGGGUGUAAUGUAAUACUGUUCUUCUUUACGUUCGUUGAGUAACGUUAAACGUGACCUUUAGGUGGAAAGAGAGCGCGUUACAAGCGACCGUGACAUAAGAAGUGGAACAUUUUGGUUUGCGAACGUUUUUUAGUAUGCGUAACAUUUUAUGAAGGCUUGUAUGUGGUUCUAGCGUAUCGCAAUUUGGGGUCACAAAUAAAAAUAUCACCUCAGUAGUCUGUCUAACCUUGACUCCAUGUUUCCAUUAUUGAGUUAUAGGCGAGAUUGCGUCACACAUUUGAAUAUUGCUGGUUUACACAUUACGUCAUCAAAAACUCAAAGGAAAGAAUUAUCGAUCCUCCUGAGUUCUUACUUUCGGGAAUUAUUAGAGCCGCUAAAAACUAAUAUUCAGAAAAAUUUUCACUGCGAAAAAGUUCUUCGGUUUGUGAUACAGUACGCUGAAAUUUCUAAGCUUUUGCGUGACGCGGCAUUUACAUGGUAGCCUGCGAGCAAGCUCUCCGGGCGCGCUGGGGGCGAGGCAGGAAAAGAAAGGAGAGCUUGCAACUACCUCUCUGGAAUUUGAAUUCUACCUCCAAUUCGCCUGUGGCUCCCCGUCGACUGAGCUGUCAGAUUUUCGCCAAUCAGCGCGAAGCGGAAACGAGCGCGAUUGUAAACAAACAUUGAAAAACACGUGCCAAGGGUAAUGGCGUCAUUACUAAUGUCAUCUCCGCCAAUCAGCAUUUUGCUCGACUUAUUCAUUUUCCAGGGACGUAGCUGUAAGCUCUCCCUCCUUUUCCCGCCCAGCCGCCAGAACGCCCCAGAGGGCUUGCUCGUAGGCUAUUUACAUGGCGGACGAGAGAGCUGCCAUGAAGGCUGAAAAAUUGACUCUGUUGGGGGGAUUUUGCUAUCUGAAUGGUCAUUGUAUUAAUUUCAAUGUUAAUGAGUUCCUCAAGAGAUGAAUUCACCCUUAAGUAGCACAACUCCGUGACACAUGUUUCUGUUGGUUUCCGGCCGCCAUGUUAGUGACCAUCCGGAUGGGCACCAACAAUGCCUUUCCAUACAAAGCUCUAUAAAUGUAGGUAAAAAAAUUCUCCGAAUUUCUCGCGCAUGAAAAACUGCACCGACCUGAAUCUUGGCGAGGGCCUUUGUAUAUUUACCUUCUUUCAUUUCCCAGAUUCUAGACUUUAUCUAUUACACGGGUUUGAUUUUUAUUUUUAAUAGCGUGACAGGGAAAACCUGCAAUAGCGUUACAUUUUUUCUACAUGUAAAUGUCAUUGCCAUUUUCUUUAAUCAUUUAGCAAAGUUUGGCUGAUGAGUAUGAAGUUAAGGAGGAUCAACAUUCUAUACACCAAGACCAAGAAGACAUUGCAGUGUCUCCGCAACAAAGCAACAAAGAUGCCGUUCUUGAAGUGAUUCCAUCGACUUCCACCAAAGUAGAUGUAAGACGAGAACAAAAACACUAUAAUAAUUACUUAUUCACUAAUAAAGAAGAAUUUGCCUCUAGGGCGCCUUAUUUUGUUUACGUUUCACGUUAGAAGGACACAACAUGAUCUUGGUUUCCCUUUGCCACUAAUGUGUUUCGUCGAUGGUGUACCUUUUCUGCGCUGUCUUGGAUUUACGUUUCAGCGUCUUGUUUUCCUUCUCUUUACCUGUUUUCAGUUGCGAGCUAGUGACUUCCAGAACGAUGGCUGAUAUAAGGAAUCGUCUAGUAAAAUGGUGUCUUUGUUGUUUUUAAUCAGUACCACUUGUAUCAGCAGGUGGCCGAGGCUUUCUGGGUAAACAUUAAACUGUGGGCGUGGAUUUUCAUCCUAGACUUGAAAACAGUACCCUGGACCCGAAGUAAAUUUUAUCUAGCUCUUGACUGGUCACUUUGAAGUUACUUUUAAUAGAUAAUACUUAUAUAUUCUGCGGCUCUUGUCUGGCUCAAGCAAAUUAUGUUAUUUUUAUCUGUUUAUCCGUUAGUUACUUAUUUACUAACAAGGAAAGUAAUUACUUGAAAGCUGUGCUGUUUCAAGCUUAACCAAAAAUUUGAUAGUUUUUUAUCAAUUUAACUAGGAUGAGGAAUUCAAAGUGACUGACAAAGAACUUCUAACCAGGCCAACGGCAUCACUAGGAAAAACUCAAGCUUCUGCAAUACCACUUUCAAUUGAAAACCUAGAGGAGUCAGACGAGGAUCCUUGUGACGUAGGAGAGAACUUUUCUACCAAACAACUGUUUUCAUUUGCCUGGCAAAUAGCUAAAGGAAUGGUAAUUAUCUUGUUUUCUGGAUAAUGUUGCUGGGAUUCUGAUACUGAGUAUAACUUGGAAAGAAGAAUUCAAAAGUCAAUAUUUUAUAAACAUGAAAUAGAUGGGAUAAAUAUAUUGGCAGUUUUUUAGAUAUGAGUAUAUUAAAAUGGCUUAUAUGGAAAAAAACUUUUUUUCGGUCGACCCAGUUUUAGCUAAAUUCGUUUCGUUAUGCAUCUGAACGUAAAUAUUUGGAUCAGAUCAGUGCCAAUAUUUACUUUUCAUUUGUAUUUUUUCAUCUAUACUCAACUACUUAGUGUUCGGCGUACCCCCGUUAUUAUGUUUUGAGAUCAUUUUAAUCGUUUUUUCGUUGCUUAUUUGUUAUUAGAAUCAUCUCGCCGAAAACAAUCUUGUUCACAGAGACCUUGCUGCCCGUAAUGUCCUUGUUGGCCAUGACAAUCAGAUUAAAGUGUCAGACUUUGGGUUGAUGAGACAAAUCUAUGAAGAUGUGAGCAGCUCAGCGAAGUCCAGAAAACUUCCUGUAAAGUGGAUGGCCCCAGAAUCACUUUAUCAAGGGGUUUACACGACCAAAAGUGAUGUGUGAGUGAUGAGUUUUCCGGCUCCCUUGACAAGGGAACUAUUGAAACUUUUCUACUGAAUCACUCCUCAAAAUUGUAGUUGCCGUCAUUACAGAAGCAUAUAACUCUGAAGUUCCUAAAUCCCCUUAUUUUUAAUAACCAUCCUAGGGUUUUUAGCCGUCCAAUUAGAAGCACGGAAAAUUGUUUGCCCAAAUAUGGAAUCAUAGUAUUGUAGGUACCUCUGUCUAAAUUUCAGGGCGGAAAAACGUUCUGCGCAAGCUUCUGCGCAUCCCUAAUCGCAGGCUCAAGGCGAGCAUUUCUGUGUGUUGACUGUGUUCGACAGUUUGUUUGUUUGUCACUGAGAGAGUUCUGACUAAGACUGAAUGAAAUGCACAAGGUGUGAACGUUUGCUUCUCGAAAAGUCUUAUUACUUUUGUGUGGUUUUUGUUUUUCGUCACUUGAAAAUUACUUUGGACUCGGAACAACCAAUGUUAAAGGAAAAACGGAUCAUCCCGUCAGUCUGAGGUGGAAUACAGAAUUUUGAACUUUUCCAAAGAGGCGAGUAUUUUUCUGAUUGUUCAUUCGAUUUAUUGUGAGUUGAUUCUGACUUCUUUCGCGGGCUGAACUAAAACCCGCUUUUUUUAGUUAGUAAAUAAUUUUUCACAUGCCCAGANAGUGCGGGCAAGGGGUGGGGAUUUGACAAAUUUUAAAAUUUUUCGAUCAAAUUCCCCAGGGUGGGAAACGAAAGGUCAAUCAAAAGUGUCAAAAAAGCCCCCACCCCAGGGGAAAAAAUCUAAACAAACAAUGCUAUAAUACUAUGUAAAACGAAUAAAAGAACAUCUCAAACACGUUGUUACUACUUUUAUUUACGGUUAACGGAAGCUCCAUUAAAUCACUCGCUGUAAUUAAGUAUUUUCUCUCUCCACUAGCAUCUCUUAUCUUGAACAACAAAAUCACUCCAGGAAGAUUGACCGUGCUAUAUAAUAUUAAUAAAACGUGAAAUGCUUUAAAACAUCUGCUCAACAUGUCGGAACAGGUCGGAUCAGUGACCUAUAAAAAAUCCUCUGACUUUCAUGGUGGGAUUCGAUUUCAAUCGAGUUUUACAAUCAGAUGGGAACUUGAAGAUAAAAACUUCCUCAAAAUAGACAUUAUCUGUUUAGAUGACAGUUUAAAGUAUCGGAUUAUGGCGAUUAAAACAAAUGAAAACUUCAUACCUUUCUCCAACAACGUGACUUUCAGGAAGCCUCGAGGGACGGACUUGGUAACUGCUUCUGAAUUGAUACCAGGCUUCUGUCGGUCAAAGUUAAAUGUCCCGACCCCGGGGUCGCUUCACACGAUGAAAAGCCCGACAGCGGGAUAGUCCCAGGCAUCAAAUCCCCUCCCCUUGCCCGCACUCCCCCCCACGGGAUUUACAUUGAUAGGUGCAUUACUCGAGAAGAAAAGACUACUCAUUUUUUCUGUUGCUCAAGUACUAGCAGUUAGAGUUUUCUUCACUUUUAAUUACAUAGUUUUGUUUUCCACUGCACUGUGAAAGUUUCAGUUCUUCAUAAGGAAAUAACUUUCUGUACGCAAAUUUUCCUUUUCACUCGCUGUGAAGUAGAGGACAACUGUCGGCAGUGACUUCAAAACAAUUGACUCUGCCCGUAACACUGAAUUGCUGGAGCUGGAUUUGUCUGUGGCGAACAAAACAAAUACCCUUAUGUGCAAUUUUCUGAAUUUUGUAACGAUUGGCUGAUUUUAAUUUGCUUGAAUGAAGACCCUCACAUGGAACAGUUAUUCACUGAGUUAUUAAAGCGAGGAAAAUAGCUACAUGGUGAAUCAUGGUUUAGCUGCGAAGCUCACUGCAACCGAUCUUUUGCGUUUAAGAUCUUUAAGGUAGGUUGUUUUCGUACAAAAAAUUCAUUUCUUUAUUGUCAGCAACAAGUUUUUAUUGCAAUAAUGUAAUUUUAACUUUGUUUGAAGGAAAUCCUACUUACGUGUAGGUUUUUGACAAAUAUUAUGCAAGUUGAACUUGACAACACAAAGCAUAAUUUACAUUUAUCUCUUAGUACGCGAAACGAUCAAGUUUAAAAAUAAACUAUAGUUGCUUUGAAACCGAUUUUGGGAAGAUUUUACUAGAUAAAGAUUGACUCUUUUCCUGCCCACAUGUCGACGCCAAAACUUGACAUAGAGGAUUUUGUUUUAAAAUAUUUCAGUGAUCUACAAAGCUACAAGUGUCCGAUCGAGCGUUGGUUUAAAAUAUCAGCUUGAAUGCGACAAAGUUCAGCGACUUCAAACACAUUGUGGGCGUGCGUUAUUUUUUUUUGGGCAAAUCACUGUUCAAAGAUAUUUUGUUUUUGUGUCCACAGUGGGGCUCGUUACCUUAUAUAUCCAGGAGCUUCCUUAUAUGAACACAUUUUGUGAAUGCAUCUUGAAAAAAAGCGGACCUACGCAUGCACAUUUCCAGUACAACGCAAGGAAAUUAACGUCGUUAAAGUACGUUUUACCAUGAGGUAUUCUUUGAGAAAAUUAAGUCAUGAAAAGGUUAUAACCACAGCUUGCAACUUUUGAAGACAAAUUGCUUGGUCUUUUCUGGUUAAGAGUGGAAACAUUUUAUUAUUAGGCAAAAAAAUUUGAAAUCCCGCCAAUACGUUUUUCCGCCCUGAAUGUCUAAAUAUAUUGCUGCUAAAAACGGAUCCUUACAGUCCUUAACAGUUUUCCAAUUACAUUCAAAACUCAAGGGUACACGAAUUUUUGGGCUUCUCCGUGGACAGUAAACCAUCUAUAAAUGCCGUGAAUCUGUACAUAUUUAUAACCUCUUUGGUUUUUCUCAUAGUUGGUCUUUUGGUGUUGUUCUUUGGGAAUUGGCUACCUUGGGUGAGUGGACAGUAAUUUUGUAGUUUAUAGUUGUCAUGUUAAAUUUGAGGUGACUGACAAAUCAAAAAAACAUUUUUCAUGGUCUAUGACUCUUAUCGACCGUCGAAAUGAUGUCGAGAUGUUGAAAACUCAUGCACGACCCGCAGGAUAAUUGUUUCAUUUCAAAGUUUUCAGCCUUCCAAGGGAAUCAAGGCGACAGUGCCUGAACCCACCUUCCCCCUUUUCCCAUGGUGUGAUGUGGCUUAACUGUUACGAUUGUUGUCAAGGUUACUGCCACCAAGAAGCAUCGCGCAGAAUGAGUGGACAUCAUUAGCAAUUAAUGACUGCCGAAGCGGCAAAUUCGAACGCACGAGCGCUUUCAAUAAGCUCUGAAUAAGAGAAGAAAGGGCCUCUUUUGGCCCACCAGCGUUGAUAAAACUCAUUCGCGCGACUUCGUUAGCUACAAAAUGCCAAAUCCACUGACAGAAUAUUCAAAAUGAAUGAUAUAUCUACGAUUUAAGCACAAACCUUUGAACGAAAUUCCCGCAAAAUAAAGCAAAGUGUAUGUAUUCUCAUGAUUUAAACGUUCACUGUGAGAUAUGCGCAUAGUCGCGAUUUUGCGAAACGAAAGAGCUAAAAGGAGAAAACAAUAGCGUGCUGCAUUCAGUGUUUAGUUUGCCACCUACAACAUAUUGGUCAGCUUCGUCGUGCAUUCUUGGCAACCAAUGGCUGAAGCGCUUUCAUAGAGUCUCUGCAUGAUUGCACGUAAUAUGACAGAUCUACCAACUUUGUUGAACUGGAAGUAAAUGUCCCGAGAACAACAGGCAUUCUGCGCGAUGGGGCGAAAACAAUGUUUUAUAAUGUUUCAUUUGCGGCAAGUUUGAAUUUUCUUGUUUGAUCUGGGCUCUGUUUUAAUUGAUUAAGUGCUGUGAGACAAGCACAUCUCCUAGAUGAUAACCGUAUGUGACAAUACAUAUUUUAAUAUGUCAAAUUUAAAAAUUUGCGAGCAUUUGAUGACUGGAAACGUGAAACCUUAAUGUUAAUCACCCUGCCUUCUUUCAUGACACAUUUAACUGCAUUGGCUAUAUAUAAGACCUCCAUUCAAUCAACCAUUUUUGCAAAAUGACCUUAUUGAGCUUAUAUGAGGAGAAGUGACAAUCGACUAAGGCAUCUUCAAUAAAAAUCUAUCUAAUGGAAAAUUGCAUGUAUUCAGUUGCUGAUAUGUAAUCAUUUGUUUUCUUUCUCGCAAUCGUCAGGAGGCGUACCAUACCCCACGCUGACCAACUUGGGUUGUAUCGACUGCUCGGUACUGGUUAUCGCAUGGAAAGGCCUGACAUGUGCUCCGAUGACGUGUACGUUUCUUGAUUAGAGUUGUCUUAGAUUUAACAAACACAUUCGAUUUUUCUGUGCCUCUGCUCAGUUACAUUUCAUACCGCACGGUGCAGCAUACGAAUUCGUCAAAUAUUUUAACGCCUUCGUUGAUCAUAUUAAAUACUGACCAGACUGACGGAAGUGGGAAACUUUUGAUUGGAUCCUCACUCUUUAAACAAGAAAACCCUCCAUUAGCUUAUGGUCAAAUUAGUAGUGAUUAGGUUAAUCUCUUUCCUGGGGCCGGGGAGAGUACUCCCUGUACUGGGGAGGCACCCCCCAAAAGGAGCUAAAAGGGGUACCUCUCACAGUCUUCUGGUAUAGGAGGUCAAGUUAAAGUUCUUUUCUGUCAAAAAUGAUACUAAAAAGGAUAAGGGGUUGGACCUCGGGGCAGAGCUUUACAUAAUAAUGGCUGGAUGAAUGAAUGUUUUCCCAAUACAGAUCAUGUCUAACGGUCAAAUUCCCCUGGGACCUCUUUUGGGAAACCAAAACAUACAAGCUAUAAAGAGGUCUAUUGACACCAUCUAAUAAUUGACUGGAGCUCUUCUAAGCAUUGAAUGGUUCUUUUUUUUUUCUCUCCAUUCAUAACAGAUAUGAGCUGA
Porites evermanni is the source of this 8242-nucleotide messenger RNA. Lineage: Eukaryota; Metazoa; Cnidaria; Anthozoa; Scleractinia; Poritidae. The record is from the annotation of a GenBank genome assembly.